AUGAACGUGUUGAAAUUACAAAAGAGAUUUCCACAAUUGGAACAGAGUGAGAUCUUUUCGGUCAUCGAAGAGUUUCGCAGUAUUGAUUUAGAAGAGAGGGGCUGGGCUGAGAAGAAAGAUGUCAUCAAUGCAAUUGCUCUGAAAGGUGAAUCCUCCUAUGAUCACGUUCGUGAGACACUUAAAUCUGUUGAUGUUGAUGCUUCUGGCCAUGUUGAGUUGGACGACUACGUCGAGUUGAUUGCGAAAUUGAAGGAAGAGAACACGACGCCUUCUAAGGGACAAUUUUCGAUUGGAUCGUCUCAGAUUCCAUCUCAAGAUUCGGCUGCUUCGCCAAAUCGGAAAGCUGGAGCUGGGCAUAAGACCUAUAUCAGUGGCAAGACAUCUGGUACAACGCACACCAUCAAUGACGAAGAGCGCACCGAGUUCACUCGCCAUAUCAAUUCAGUGCUUUCAGGUGACUCUCAUGUCGGGGAUCGGUUGCCAUUUGACACAGAAACCUUUCAAAUUUUUGAUGAAUGUCGUGAUGGUUUAGUAUUAUCGAAGCUCAUCAAUGAUUCUGUGCCUGACACAAUUGACACCCGUGUUCUCAAUUUGCCAACCCAAAAGAAGAAGACACUCAAUAACUUUCAAAUGUCUGAGAACGCAAACAUUGUAAUCAAUUCUGCAAAAGCAAUUGGUUGUGUGGUUGUCAAUGUUCAUUCAGAAGAUAUCAUUGACGGUAAAGAGCAUCUUAUCUUGGGAUUGAUUUGGCAAAUUAUCCGUAGAGGGUUGUUAUCGAAGGUUGACAUCAAGUAUCACCCUGAACUUUACAGACUCUUGGAGGAGGACGAGUCCUUGGAACAAUUUUUGAGAUUACCACCGGAGCAGAUUUUAUUGCGUUGGUUCAAUUAUCAUUUGAAGAAUGCGGGCUCCCAAAGACGUGUCAACAAUUUUUCAAAAGACAUAAGCGAUGGCGAAAAUUACACCGUGCUUUUGAACCAAUUACAACCGGAUUCAUGUGAUUUGUCUCCUUUGAAAGUCAAUGACCUUCAUGAGAGAGCUGAAAGAAUUUUGGAAAGUGCAGAAAGAAUAGGUGUAAGGAAGUAUUUGACUCCUAGUGCGCUUGUUAAUGGUAAUCCCAAGUUGAAUCUUGCGUUUGUUGCACAUUUGUUCAACACGUAUCCAGGCUUAGAUCCUAUUGAAGAAAGUGAAGCUCCAGAAAUCGAAGAGUUCGACGCAGAGGGAGAGAGAGAGGCAAGAGUCUUUACUCUAUGGCUUAAUUCGUUGGAUGUGGAUCCACCAAUUGUGUCCCUUUUCGAAGAUUUGAAAGAUGGCUUGGUUCUUUUGCAAGCAUUCGACAAGGUGUUACCCGGAAGUGUUUCAUUUAAGCACAUUAACAAGAAGCCAGGAAAUGGUAGUGAACUCUCUCGUUUCAAAGCCUUGGAAAACACCAACUACGGUGUCGAGAUAGGUAAGGCUAACAACUUUUCUUUGGUGGGUAUAGAGGGAUCGGACAUCGUUGAUGGUAAUAAGUUGUUGACGCUUGGACUAGUAUGGCAGUUGAUGAGACGCAACAUAGUCAACACCUUGUCCAGCCUUGGAAACGGCAAAAAUGUCAGCGACUCCGACAUUUUGAAAUGGGCCAAUUCUCAGGUAUCCAAGGGUGGGAAGAGCGCUCCCAUUCGGUCCUUUAAGGAUUCUUCGUUGUCGAACGGUGUAUAUUUGUUGGACGUGCUCAAUGGUAUCAAGCCUGGCUACGUUGAUUACGACUUAGUAUAUCAGGGAGCCAAUAUCAGCGAAGACGAGAAGUACGCAAACGCAAGGUUGGCCAUUUCUAUUGCUAGAAAACUCGGGGCCUUGAUUUGGCUAGUACCUGAAGACAUAAACGAAGUCAGAAGCCGUUUGGUAUUAUCCUUUGUUGGAAGCUUGAUGAAUGUCGCGGAUCAGAAAUAA
Molecule: messenger RNA, 1932 nt
Organism: Candidozyma duobushaemuli
Lineage: Eukaryota; Fungi; Ascomycota; Pichiomycetes; Serinales; Metschnikowiaceae
Gene: SAC6
Product: fimbrin
Exons: 1
Coding region: 1-1932 (643 amino acids)
Biological process (GO): actin filament bundle assembly; actin filament network formation
Cellular component (GO): actin filament; cytoplasm; actin filament bundle
Molecular function (GO): actin filament binding; calcium ion binding
Source: RefSeq, a predicted model, not a curated record